This is a messenger RNA of Meira miltonrushii, 2676 nucleotides long. Its product is annotated as DUF663-domain-containing protein. The annotation marks the transcript as partial. The record is from RefSeq and is a predicted model, not a curated record. The transcript has a single exon. Lineage: Eukaryota; Fungi; Basidiomycota; Exobasidiomycetes; Exobasidiales; Brachybasidiaceae. Gene Ontology annotation, molecular function: GTPase activity; GTP binding; U3 snoRNA binding. Gene Ontology annotation, cellular component: nucleus; preribosome, small subunit precursor. Gene Ontology annotation, biological process: maturation of SSU-rRNA from tricistronic rRNA transcript (SSU-rRNA, 5.8S rRNA, LSU-rRNA); endonucleolytic cleavage of tricistronic rRNA transcript (SSU-rRNA, 5.8S rRNA, LSU-rRNA); ribosome biogenesis.
CAUCAUCAUAGAUCAACAUUAAAACAAAAGAAUAAAUCUUUCAAAUCUAGACAUGCAUCAAAAGGAUCAAUAAAAACUGCAGCAAAAGGAAGACAAGAAUCAGUCACUUCUCGUGUUUCCUCUCAUAAGAGUUCGCCUUUAUCACUUCAUAACGCCGCAGGAAGUGCACAAGCAAGAAGAAAUCAUGCAAAACAAAUUCAAUUACAAAAAAGACAAGCAAUCGUUGAUGCAAAUCGAAUCUUUCGCAGUAAUGGACAUGCCGGAUCCAAUCAAGCUGGACUCAAUUCCGGCCUUGCAAAUGGUUUGGCUGGAAGCAGCUCAGGCGGCGCACCUCGCAUCGUCGUCGUUUGCUCACUCACACAAGAUGUGGACAGCUGGUCUGCUAUCGAAGCAUUAGAGAAAGAAGGUGAAGAAGGAGGUGUAAAACCUGUUGCAGGACGUAGCACACAAGAAAUGCGCUCGAAAGGACAAACAUUUGUCGAAUUGAAUCUCACCCGUCACCGUGCCACAUUACAACUACAUCCUCUACCUUAUGGAGCCCUUUAUUCCCUUUUAGACGCUUGCAAAGCAGCCGAUUUCGUGUUACUGGUUUUAUCCCCUUCAACUUCCAUCGAACCUGGAUCAUGGGGAGAAUUGGCAAUGAGAACUCUUCAAGCUCAAGGUUUGCCAACUGUGAUGGCAGGUUGCCCAUCCUUACAACAACAAGAUGAAAAUGGAGCUGCUUCGAGCAAGAAAGUAUCGGCAAAAGGUGCAAAUGAGAUCAGAAAAUCGCUUUUGAGCUUUACAAGAUAUUUCGCACCUGAAGUAGAAAAGCUUUACGUCUUUGAAGAUCGAAACGAAAGAGGAGCUCUGUUGCGCAGUAUGGCAACCAGCACGCCUAGACGGGUGGCUUGGCGAGAUUUCCGAUCGUGGCUUGUUUCUGAAGAAGCAGAAUGGACCUCAUCAUCGGCAAGCGCAGAAGAAGAGACAGGUACACUCAAGUUGACCGGUUGGGUUCGAGGAGCACCCAUGUCAGCAAACAGGCUUGUUCAUAUUCCUGAUUUUGGUGAUUAUGCAGUGGAACGAAUCACAGCAGCAAGGCGUGUAGACGAACAAGACAAAAGAAGAAAGAACAAGAAUGGUUUCGCACCAGAAGUAGAAAUGGACACUGCAGCUGCAGAGCCUGAAUUGCUAGAAGAGCGUGAUGUUGAAAUUGCAGAUGAAUUAGUCAGCGAGAACGAGGUAGAUGAUAUGGACAACGAACAAACAUGGCCCACACAGGAAGAAUUGGCUAAUGGCGAGGCCAAUGAGCUUGCAAAUGGUGAAGCUCAGCUACCGCCUGCUGUUCCUGGUACAACACCAGCACGUAUCAUCAAAGAGGGAGGUGCAAAGAGAAGGUAUGGUGCUAAUUGGAUCAUGGAAGAUGACGCAGAGGAAGAGGAGGGUGAUAGUCAAAUGGACGAAAGUGGAGAUGAAGAAGUCUCUGACGGAUUACCAGAAGAUGGUUUCGAUGAAGGGGAUGACAUGAUGACCAACAGACGGGGAGACGAUGAAGAUGACGAAUACGACGAAGAAUUCGAAGCACAAGAACUUGCAGCAUACAAGGAAAAGAUGGCAGAAGAAAGAAAACGUGACAAAGAAGAACAAACACAACGUGAGUUCCCCGAUGAAGUGGACACACCUCUUGAGAUACCCGCUCGUGUUCGCUUUCAACGAUACCGUGGAUUGCGUUCGUUACGAACCAGCCAUUGGGAUGCAUACGAAGAUCUUCCAAGAGAUUAUGCUCGUAUUUUCCAAUUUGACGAUUAUAAAAAGACACGAAGACGUGUUGAAGCAAGUGCGAUGGAAGAAGGUGUUGCUCCUGGAACUCGUGUGCAUGUUUAUUUGGUAAAUGUGCCUCGACAAGCAGCGAUCAGAGCAAGAGCUUUCGUUGAUGCACAAGCUGACAAAGAUACAAUCAAACUUGAACCAUUUAUAGUCUUUGGAUUGCUACGACAUGAACACAAAAAAAGUGUAUUGAACUUUACAGUUGCACGAAACACGGAGUACGAAGCUACGGUGAAAUCCAAGGAUACAUUGAUCCUUUGUCUUGGACCAAGAAGAUUGCGUGUUUGUCCAAUCUUUUCACAACAUGAUCCUGCAAAUGAUGGUCGUCGUGGAACAAACAAUGUACACAGGAUGGAAAGAUAUCUGCACGGAGUUGGCAGUCAAGGAUAUGUUGGAGUUGGAACAGUCGUUGGUCCAAUCACAUUUGGAGGUGCAAAUGUGCCAGCCGUGCUCUUACGAGAGCGUAUCUUAGAUGGUGAAUCAGGUUACGAUCAACGUGGUGUUGGCGCAACUCAAAUGCCUCAUCUUGUCGGCACAGGUAGUUUGUUAGAUGCUGACCCAACCCGAAUCGUUGCUAAGCGUAUCGUUCUGACCGGUCAUCCUUACAAAAUUCACAAAAAGACAUCCACGAUUCGAUUCAUGUUCUUCAAUCCGGAGGAUGUUCGUUACUUUGCUCCAUUGGAAUUACGUACCAAGAUGGGCAGAGUUGGCCAUAUUACCGAAAGUCUUGGUACCCAUGGUUACUUUAAAGCACAUUUCGAUGGCAAAGUGCCUUUGUCACAAGUGGACACCGUUGGAAUGACUUUGUACAAACGCACUUUCCCCAAAUUCUCGGAAGAAUACACACAAUCUCGAAUGGAGAUGCCUUUA